AAACAAAACAACUUAUCAUAGUUGUAGACAUGAUAUCAUAGGCUCAUAGCCGUCACCCGAAUGACUUCCCAAAAACACAGAAUAGUCACUCUUGCGAACGAGGAUGAUCCGAAAAAGUUUGUGGUCGGGAGGUUUCGAUGAAGAGAAGUAAAAGAUCCAAGAGAGAGAUUCAACAUGGAUUUCUCCGGAGACAAUACGAAAGGCUUUGUUUUGGCUUUGCUGUCAAGUGGGUUCAUAGGGGCAAGCUUCAUCAUCAAGAAGAAAGGCCUUAGAAGAGCAGCCGCAACUUCUGGUGUCAGAGCGGGUGUUGGUGGGUAUUCUUAUCUCUUGGAACCUCUGUGGUGGCUGGGAAUGAUCACGAUGAUUGUUGGAGAGGUUGCAAACUUUGUUGCAUAUGCAUUUGCCCCUGCAGUUCUUGUUACUCCUCUUGGCGCGUUAAGUAUUAUUGUCAGUGCUGUUUUGGCUCACUUUUUCUUGAACGAGAAGUUACACAAGCUUGGAAUUUUGGGCUGCGUGAUGUGUAUUGUGGGAUCCGUCAUAAUUGUUAUCCAUGCACCACAGGAGCAUCCCAUUACGUCUGUUCAGGAAAUAUGGAGCAUGGCAACUCAACCAGCCUUUCUGCUUUACAUGGCCUCUGUAACUGUAUUGGUUUUCAUUCUGGUCAUCCAUUUUGCACCACAAUGUGGGCACACGAACGUGUUAGUUUUCACCGGCAUCUGUUCUUUGAUGGGCUCUCUCUCGGUGAUGAGUGUUAAAGCCCUUGGAACUUCACUAAAGUUAACGUUCGAGGGAAAGAAUCAGUUAAUAUAUCCAGAGACAUGGUUUUUCAUGUUGGUUGUGGCUACAUGUGUCAUCACCCAGAUGAUUUACCUCAAUAAGGCGCUCGACACAUUUAACACAGCCGUUGUCUCCCCCAUAUACUACGUGAUGUUCACAACACUGACAAUCCUAGCCAGCGUCAUUAUGUUUAAGGAUUGGGAUGGCCAAAGUGGAGGAACCAUAGUAUCAGAAAUAUGUGGCUUUAUUGUUGUGCUCUCUGGAACAAUCUUAUUGCAUUCGACCAAAGACUUUGAGAGAAGCUCAUCUUUUAGAGGUAACUUCGCACCUGUGUCCCCCUCAUUAUCUACCCGACUCUGCAGCGGAAAUGGGGAAUUACUGAAGUAUGAAGAGGAAGAAGUAACACCUCCUGAGGAAGUUUGCUUAAGAAGACAAGAAGUGUAUUAGAUUGUCCCAUUCAGAGGAUACUAUUGCAUUACUUCAAAUCAGCAGGCAAGGCACAACUGAAAUUUGAACAGCUUUGAGAAAGAUGCCCAUCGGGUGACUCUCCACUUCCAGUUCUGGUCAUAAUAUCCCAUACAAUGAUGGAAGAAUUUCAGAACGUAUUCAGGUGGUUGUUUUCUUGAGCAUCAUCCGGAUUUCAUUGGUUUUUUUUUCGUAUUUUUAUGUCUGGUUUGGAGGAAUGCGUCUAAGGUGCAUAGCUGUACAGUUUGUCCAAGAUUACCAGUUUCUUCAUGCGUGGUUUGUUCACUUGUCAAAUAAGGAAAAGGGCUUCAGUUAAGCAAGAUUGAAUCCCUCCAGACUCAAGAACCUGAGUUCCAGCAAGGAAGGCAGAAAUCUUAUAUUCGACUUGGUGAGCUUCUGGGUAGCACGAGUGAUCUCUGAUUUGAUUUUGAUUUUAAUUUUAAUUUUCUGGGAAUGUUUGUGACUCAAGAAGAAGGAUAUAGUUGUAGGGUAUUUACUAUUUUUACAAUCAGCUGUAGCCUUUCAUAGUGAUUGCUGUAGAGCGGUAGAUUUUUAGAGUGGAAAUGAAUGAUGAUGCUUUGUCUACUACAUUUCUUACUGUUAGGGUGAACACAAAAAAUAUAGAGUAAUAUUUUUUUU
Molecule: messenger RNA, 1881 nt
Organism: Juglans microcarpa x Juglans regia
Lineage: Eukaryota; Viridiplantae; Streptophyta; Magnoliopsida; Fagales; Juglandaceae
Product: probable magnesium transporter NIPA6
Exons: 9
Coding region: 175-1224 (349 amino acids)
Biological process (GO): magnesium ion transport
Cellular component (GO): membrane
Molecular function (GO): magnesium ion transmembrane transporter activity
Source: RefSeq, a predicted model, not a curated record